AUGUCCACGCAAAAGGCCAUUGUCAUCACCGGCCCUCAAAAGGCUGAGCUGGUCACUAACCGCUCCAUCCCCAUUCUACGUGAUAAUUGCCUUCUCGUGAAGACAAUUGCCGUGGGAUUAAACCCAACAGACUGGAAAACAAUCUCCAGAUCUCCCCCUCCUGGUGUUACAGUGGGAUGCGACUUCGCCGGUAUUGUGGAAGCCGUCGGUAAAGACGUGAAGAAGCAGUGGAAGAAAGGGGACCGCGUGUGCGGGUUCUCCCACGGUAGCAACCCGACACAACCUGAAGACGGUGCAUUUGCGGAGUACAUCGCCGUCAAGGGAGACGUAGUGAUGAGGCUACCAGAUAACCUGAGUUUCCAAGAAGGAGCCACUCUUGGUAUUGGCAUCGCCACCGUCGCUCAGGCUCUUUACCAGAGCUUGAAACUUGCGCUUCCUUCAGAGCCUAUUAAGGAUGCUACUCCUAUCUUGAUCUACGGUGGUUCUACCGCUACCGGAACCCUGGGGAUUCAGUUCGCCAAAUUAUCUGGUUACACUGUCCUCACCACCUGUUCCCCACGCAACUUCAGUCUCGUGCGUUCUCUCGGGGCGGAUGCAGUAUUUGAUUACAGGGAGCCCACGGCUGCUGCUGAGAUCAAGAAGUAUACCAAUGAUAAGUUGAAGCUUGUCUUUGACUGUAUUGCGCUAGAGGAUAGUAUCAAGUUCUGUGAUGAGGCUAUUUCUUCCUCGGGUGGAGAUUAUCAUACUCUGCUGUUUGCGAAGAUUGAGCGAGCGAAUGUUAAUAGUCGGUUCUCUUUGGCUUACACUAUCGCUGGAGAGGAGUAUAAAUACGGUGACAUGAUCAUCCCCGGCAAACUGGAAGACAAGGCUUAUGCCGAGAUGUUCUUCCCUAUAGUCGAGACUCUCCUGGCACAAGGCAAGGUCAAGGUUCACCCUCCCACAGUUAGAAAGGAGGGCUUGAAGGGGGGUUUUAGAGGGGCUAGAGUUGUUGAAGAAUGA
Molecule: messenger RNA, 999 nt
Organism: Penicillium longicatenatum
Lineage: Eukaryota; Fungi; Ascomycota; Eurotiomycetes; Eurotiales; Aspergillaceae
Product: zinc-binding alcohol dehydrogenase family protein
Exons: 1
Coding region: 1-999 (332 amino acids)
Molecular function (GO): oxidoreductase activity, acting on NAD(P)H
Source: RefSeq, a predicted model, not a curated record